This is a messenger RNA of Rosa chinensis, 2487 nucleotides long. RefSeq names its product pentatricopeptide repeat-containing protein At3g54980, mitochondrial. Gene Ontology annotation, molecular function: protein binding. NCBI's taxonomy places the organism in Eukaryota, Viridiplantae, Streptophyta, Magnoliopsida, Rosales, Rosaceae. The coding region runs from base 1 to 2487 and encodes 828 amino acids. The transcript has a single exon. The record is from RefSeq and is a predicted model, not a curated record.
AUGAAAUCUCACUUCCAUUCCUCACUCCUCCCUUCACUCCGUCGCUUCUACCUCUUAAACCCCAAGCCCCUCUCCUCACAACCACCACCGCCGCCGCAAAUCCAUUCUCCGGCGAACCCAAUUCCACAAUCCUCCGAUUCAACCCAAACCCACCUCCUCAACACUCUUCUUUCCCACAAGACCGAUCCCAGUUCCGCUCUCGACCUCCUCAAACGCGCUGAAGCUCACCCAGGCGUUGUCCACGGCGCCGACACCGUCGCCGUCUUGCUUCACAUCUUACUGGGCUUUCCAGAGACUCGCGGGCGCGCCAAGACAUUGCUUAACCGCUACGUUUCCGGCGACUCCGGCCCUCCUCCGGCAGUCUUUCUCGAUCGUUUGCUGGACUGCGCAAAGAGGUUCGGUUUUGAUUUAGAUUCAGAUUCUCUGGUUUUCAGUUACUUGUUGAAUAGCUAUGUUAGAGCCAAUCGAAUAGGGGAUGCUGUUGAUUGCUUUAAUAGAAUGGUGGAGCUUGAGUUAUAUGCUGGUGUUGAAUAUAUGAACAUUGUGUUGACGGCAUUGGUUAGGAGGAAUAUGUUUGAGGAAGCACGAGAGUUGUAUGGUAAAAUGGUUGAGAGAGGAGUUGGCGGUGAUUGCGCCACUCUACAUGUCAUGAUGCGUGCUUGUUUGAAGGAGGGGAAGCCGGAGGAGGCUGAGGAGUACUUUCGGAAGGCAAGGGGGAGAGGGAUAGCAGCUGAUGCCGCAUUGUAUGAUGUGGCGAUUGGGGCUGUUUGUAAGACUCCCGAAUCGCGUUUGGCUUUGGUGUUGUUGGGUGAAAUGAGAGAAAUGGGGUGGGUUCCUUCCGGGCGUACGUAUACUAGUGUGAUUGGGGCGUGUGUGAAGCAGGGGAAUAUGGUGGAGGCGCUAAGGCUCAAGGAUGAAAUGGUGAGUUGUGGGGAAUCGAUUGAUUUGGUUGUUGCUACAAGCUUGAUGAAGGGUUAUUGUGCGCAAGGGAAGUUGGAUGCCGCUUUGGAUUUGUUCAACAUGAUUAUGCAGGAUGGACUUAUUCCUAACAGAAUCACUUAUGCAACUGUGAUAGGAUGUUGCUGUAAGAAUGGGAACAUGGAAAGGGCAUAUGAGCUUUACACCAAAAUGAAACAGAUGGGUAUUUUGCCUGAUGAGUUCAUUGUGAAUCAUUUGGUGCGUGGAUUUUUGAAAUGUCGGUUACUUGAAGACGCGUCUAAGUUGUUUGACGAGGCAGUUGACUACGGUAUUGCAAAUGUCUUCUUGUACAAUAAUUUCUUAGCAUGGCUUUGUAGGGAGGGUAAAGUAAGUGAAGCCCGUAGUUUAUGGGAUAAGAUGAUGCGUAAUGGUGUGAUACCUAAUGCGGUUUCCUACAACAACAUGAUACAUGGCUAUUGCAGAAUAGGGGAUAUGGAUUGUGCAAAUAAUGAAUUUUUGGAGAUGACACAAAGGGGUUUGGAACCUACUGUUUUUACUUACUCUAUUUUGAUGAAUGGGUAUUUCAGGAACGGUAAUGCCGAACGUGCUUUUAAUGUCUUUGAUGAUAUGGUGGAUGCAAAGAAAAUCCCCACAGGCUACACAAUUAACAUUGUCAUUGAUGGCCUAUGCAAAGUUGGCCAGACAACUGUGGCAAGUGAUCUUUUGAAGAAAUUUCUUGAGAAGGGUUUUAUUCCUGGAUGUAUGACUUAUAAUAGUAUUAUACAUGGGUUUUCCAGGGAGGGUGCCAUGAAUUCUGCACUGAAUGUUUAUAGAGAAAUGUGUGAAGGUGGAGUCACUCCAACUGUUAUCACCUACACCAGCCUUAUUAAUGGGUUAUGCAAAAGCAAUAAGAUAGAUCUUGCUUUAGAAAUGUGGCAUGAAAUGAAAACUAAGGGCAUCAAAAUGGAUGUUACAGCAUACUCUGCUAUCAUUGAUGGGUUUUGCAAAAGGCGAGACAUGAAAAGUGCCCGCGAACUUUUCUCAGAACUUCUGGAAGUUGGUUUAUCUCCAAAUACAGGUGUUUAUACUAGCAUGAUUUGUGGCUUCCGGAAUGUAAAUGACAUGGAAGCAGCUAUUGAGUUACAUAAGAAAAUGAUAACUGAAGGCAUUCCAUGUGAUGUGAAAACGUACACUGCAUUAAUCAAUGGACUGCUAAGAAAGGGUGAUUUACAAUCUGCAUCAGAUCUUUACUCAAAGAUGCUUUCGAAGGGAAUUACACCUGAUAUCAACACAUAUACAGUUCUAAUAAAUGGCCUUUGUUGCAAACGACAAUUGGAGAAGGCACGCAAAACCUUGGAAUACAUGAAUAGAAGGAGAAUGACUGCUAGGGUUCAUAUUUAUACUGCUUUGAUUGUUGGGCACUUCAAGGAGGGGAAUUUGCAAGAAUCGUUUAGGUUGCACGAUGAAAUGCUAGACAAAGGCCUCAUACCUGAUGACAUUACUUGUGAUAUUCUUAUAAAUGGAAAGUUCAAAGGCAUAAGUGCUCUUCCGAGGACUUCAAGAGUCUAG